GCUGUUAGUAGCAGGAGCUCAACUGGACGAGCAGGGCAUACUUAGGGAUAUUUACCAUACAUUAGUUAGACGCUAAAGGCAAGAUGAAGAGCAUUCAACAGCCUCGGGGUUUGGUGGCUAUUAUUGCACUGUUGACUGUGGUGGUGGCUUGCAAUACGUCACUGUCAUUAAGGAAGAGGCUUGAAUGUCAUCGGGGAUGUAACUGCAGUCUGUUCAAAAGAGAAAGAGUUGUCAUGCGCUGUGCACUAUUCAACUUAACAGGAAAGCCUUUACCAACGCCUCCAAAACAGUCCAAGAAUUGGAAUACAAGCAUUUAUUUGGAGAACGGGACCAUUCCUGCUCUCCUGCACAACACCUUAUCGGAGUAUUCUCACUACCGAAUUGUCCUUCUCAGUCUGAAAAAUAACACCAUUCGAAACAUACACAAGCAUGCCUUCAACGGGAUGCGGUAUUUGAAGACACUAGACCUGUCAGAGAACUUCAUUGCCGAAAACAUUCUCAAGGAGUCGUUCUACGGAAUAGCCAUGACUCCAAUCAAGGAACUGAAUAUUAGUUCUAUGAAUCUUACACAUGUUUCUGAUGAUUUCUUUGAACAUUUAGAAAAUAUUACAAACGUUAGGCUUACAUUUCGCAACAACCCAUGUGAGUUCCCGCGGGACGCUCUUCAGGGCUUGAGACACCUGACCAGCCUUGACUUUGGUGGAAAUCGUUUGAAGACGAUAUACCUGAGGAAUGCCAGCUUUACCUCUCUUCAAACUCUUAGUUUUGAUAACAAUAACUUCUAUGAAUUUCCUAAUUUGUGUAGUAGUAAUAUUUUCCCUAACCUUAAACAUCUAUCUAUUCAGUGGAAUGGUAUGAGAUAUUUAGAUAGAAACUAUUACAGUUGUUUAACAAACCUCACUAAUUUCUACUUAAAUGGUAAUCUAUUUCCAAAACUAAAAUCAAAUCAGUUUUCGAUGUUGCCAUACAUAUACAAAAUCACCUUGUCGUAUGUUGGAUGUGCAAUGCACACUAUAGAAAGAGCGGUGUUCAAUAAUUCGGCACUGAAACAAAUAUUCUUUCGUAAGAAUCGUAUUUGGUUCAGAGAAGCAGAAAUAGACAUGCGUGUCUUUGAAGGAUGUCCUUCUUUGGAACUGUUGAACCUCAAUGAUAAUGUUUUCCAAGUAACAACAGAAAUCGAAUUCAAUACGCUGUUUGGAGAUCUCACCAACCUCAAGACUUUAGUUAUGGGGGGCAAUGGCCUCCGAUCUAUACCACAAGUUAUAACGAGGAAGUUAACAAGUAUUACGAGUCUUGCUCUGUAUCGGAACUCCAUAUCAGAUUUGAAGCCAAAUACGUUUGAAAAUAUGACAAAGUUGAAAAAACUAUUCUUGGCAAAUAAUGAAAUUUCAACAAUUGAUAAACAAUCCCUUCCGAAAGAUCUGAAACAAUUUGAGAUGUUUGGAAACCCCCUUUCCUGUACUUGUGAUAUGAUGUGGUUUGUAGACUGGAUGCGUAAAGAUCCCGAAACAUUUGGUUUUCAUAAAACACCUCAAAAUAAAGUUUUAUAUAACUGCUCCAGCCCCGUUAUAGUCAAAGGGAUUCAAUUACUUGAUUUGAAAAUGUCAGAGAUAAGUUGUCUGAUGGGUGAGGAUGUAAAAAUCAUAACUCUUACCUUUAGUACUUUGCUCACAGUGUUCCUGGUGACAGGGGCAGUGAUGUAUCGUUACCGUUGGCACAUCCGAUACUUGAUCUACAUGAUCAGAUACAGUCAACGACAGGAGGUGGACACCGCCGACUACGAAUAUGACGCGUUUGUGGCUUACUCUGCACCAGAUCGUCACUGGGUCAUACGGAAUAUGUUGCCUGUUCUGGAAGGCAAGGAAAACUUCAAACUCUGCGUGCAUGACAGGGACUUUGAAGUUGGUAAAUUAAUCGUGGAUAACAUCGUUGAUGCAAUUGAAGCAAGCCACAAAAUUAUCAUUGUCCUCUCUAACAGUUUUGCUCAAAGUGACUGGUGCCGUUUUGAAUUGAAUCUCAUCCAGCGUCACGUGCUGGAGAAUGGACAGCGCCUCCUGGUGGUGGUGAUGCUGGAGGAGAUAGACACACGUCACAUGACAAAAGCUAUGAGAGCCAUGUUGCAGACGACAACCUACCUGAUGUGGGGCGAGGAAGAGUAUGCCAGAAAAGCCUUCUUCAACAGACUGAGGAUGUUACUUCGCAGUUCAAACGGAAAUGCAGGGAAAAGACGAUUAUCACUGUUAGUAGCAGGAGGUCAACUAGAUGAACUGGCGAUCCUGGGCAUAUUUACAGGACGUUUGUCAGGUGAAACAGGCAAGAUGAUGAGACUUCAACAGCCUCGGAGUUUGGUGGCUAUUAUUGCACUGCUGACUGUGGUGGUGGCUUGCAGUACGUCACUGUCAUUAAGGAAGAGGCUUGAAUGUCAUCGGGGAUGUAACUGCAGUCUGUUCAAAAGAGAAAGCGUUGUCAUGCGCUGUGGACUAUUCAACUUAACAGGAAAGCCUUUACCAACGCCUCCAAUACAGUCCAAAAAUUUGAAUACAAGCAUUUAUUUGGAGAACGGGACCAUUCCUGCUCUCCUGCACAACACCUUAUCGGAGUAUUCUCACUACCGAAUUGUCCUUCUCGGUCUGAAAAAUAACACCAUUCGAAACAUACACAAGCAUGCCUUCAGCAGGAUGAGGUAUUUGAAGACACUAGACCUGUCAGAGAACUUCAUUGCCGAAAACAUUCUCAAGGAAUCGUUCUACGGAAUAGCCAUGACUCCGAUCAAGGAACUGAAUAUUAGUUCUAUGAAUCUUACACAUGUUUCUGAUGAUUUCUUUGAACAUUUAGAAAAUAUUACAAACGUUAGGCUUACAUUUCGCAACAACACCAGUGAGUUCCCGCGGGACGCUCUUCAGGGCUUGAGACACCUGACCAGCCUUGACUUUGGUGGAAAUCGUUUGAAGGAGAUACACCUGAGGAAUGCCAGCUUUACCUCUCUUCAAACUCUUAGUUUUAAUAACAAUCACUUCUACGAAUUUCCUAAUCUGUGUAGUAGUAGUAUUUUCCCUAACCUUAAACAUCUAUCUAUUCAGUGGAAUGGUAUGAGAUAUUUAGAUAGAAACUGUUACAGUUGUUUAACGAACCUCACUUAUUUCUACUUAAAUGGUAAUCUAUUUCCAGAACUAAAAUCAAAUCAGUUUUCGAUGUUGCCAUACAUAUACAAAAUCACCUUGUCGUAUGUUGGAUGUGCAAUGCACACUAUAGAAAGAGCGGUGUUCAAUAAUUCGGCACUGAAACAAAUAUUCUUUCGUAAGAAUCGUAUUUGGUUCAGAGAAGCAGAAAUAGACAUGCGUGUCUUUGAAGGAUGUCCUUCUUUGGAACUGUUGAACCUCAAUGAUAAUGUUUUCCAAGUAACAACAGAAAUCGAAUUCAAUACGCUGUUGGGAGAUCUCACCAACCUCAAGACUUUAGUUAUGGGGGGUAAUGGCCUCCGAUCUAUACCACAAGUUAUAACGAGGAAGUUAACAAGUAUUACGAGUCUUGCUCUGUAUCGGAACUCCAUAUCAGAUUUGAAGCCAAAUACGUUUGAAAAUAUGACAAAGUUGAAAAAACUAUUCUUGGCAAAUAAUGAAAUUUCAACAAUUGAUAAACAAUCCCUUCCGAAAGAUCUGAAACAAUUUGAGAUGUUUGGAAACCCCCUUUCCUGUACUUGUGAUAUGAUGUGGUUUGUAGACUGGAUGCGUAAAGACCCCGAAACAUUUGGUUUUCAUAAAACACCUCAAGAUAAAGUUUUAUAUAACUGCUCCAGCCCCGUUAUAGUCAAAGGGGUACAAUUACUUGAUUUGAAAAUGUCAGAGAUAAGUUGUCUGAUGGAUCAGGAUGUAAAGAUCAUAACUCUUACCUUUAGUACUUUGCUCACAGUGUUUCUGGUGACAGGGGCAGUGAUGUAUCGUUACCGUUGGCACAUCCGAUACUUGAUCUACAUGGUCAGAUACAGUCAACGACAGGAGGUGGACACCGCCGACUACGAAUAUGACGCGUUUGUGGCUUACUCUGCACCAGAUCGUCACUGGGUCAUACGGAAUAUGUUGCCUGUUCUGGAAGGCAAGGAAAACUUCAAACUCUGCGUGCAUGACAGGGACUUUGAAGUAGGUAAAUUAAUCGUGGAUAAUAUCGUUGAUGCAAUUGAAGCAAGCCGCAAAAUUAUCAUUGUCCUCUCUAACAGUUUUGCUCAAAGUGACUGGUGCCUGUUUGAAUUGAAUCUCAUCCAGCGUCACGUGCUGGAAAAUGGACAGCGCCUCCUGGUGGUGGUGAUGCUGGAGGAGAUAGACACACGUCACAUGACCAAAGCUAUGAGAGCCAUGUUGCAGACGACAACUUACCUGAUGUGGGGCGAGGAAGAGUGUGCCAGAAAAGCCUUCUUCAACAGACUGAGGAUGUUACUUCGCAGUUCAACCGGAAAUGCAGGGAAAAGACGAUUAUCAGUUUAGUAGACAGCAAUAUUUAAUACUGAAUGUUCCAUUUUGAUUAUCUUUGUUAUAACUAUCAGGAUGUGCCUUUGGAGAUCAUUAUCCCACAGGAGAUGCAUAAUAGCUUUUUUAUAAGACAAAGGAAAACCUUUGAUAUUUGUACAUUUCUUCAAAGCCCCUCAUUGACUGAGUAGAGUGAGUGAGUAUGUUUUUACGUUACUUUCAGUAAAAUUCCAGCAUAUGUUUCAAUGAGUAACACCAGACAUGGGCUGCACGGAAUCCAACUCGAGACCUCGGCGUGACGAGCGAACGCUUAAACCAAUAGAUCUAGACUACCCCACCGUCCCUUUAGUAGACAAGAAUAUGUUUUACUGAAUAUGCAAUCUACGUAUCAGUAUGACUACCUGAGAUAAUCAUUUUUAAUCUAUUUGUGAGACACUGUACUCUAUAAUGAAGGUUAAAUAUCAUCUCUCAUGAAAUAAUUAGACACAUUUAUUUAGCCAUGUACAAUGGUCACGUAUAACUGCAGAAUAAAAAUGUAUAUUAACAUUUGGAUAUGCCUGUAUGUUCCUUCGAUGUAGAAAUGAUCACAACGGAGUCUGCAUUUUUCAGUUUCAUGUUUUUAAGUUCGAUGUUUUGUACAAGUCACAAAUUAAACUACUGAUAUGGUACCGAACUGAACAUCAUCAGCUCUUAUGUUUAACAGCUUCAAGAUACUGUUGUUAUUUAGGUACAUUGUAUGGGAUGUGUGUAUUUCUAAAACGGUUGUCAGACAUCCCAUAUGUUAGACGACUCAAUCAUCAGAGAGACCAGUCAAGUGUGACCUGUGACUGCCUGGUCUUACCUACUGAUUAAUGAACUGCUCCAACAGUGGGCAGAGUAAGCUACUCCAACUCGUUAAGUGAUACAGAUUAACCAGAUUAUGAAGAGUAAGCUACUCCAACUCGUUGAGUGAUACAGAUUAACCAGACUAUGAUUGUGUAUAUAAAGUCGCGUCUGAUAUGCGUGUGUUUUAUUAGCUAAGAUAUAAAGUAGUUUCUUCAAUGAUAUAGAAAAUAGGAAGCACAGUGAAGAUAAUUAAAAACAUUUUAGCCGUUCAGUUUGUUUGCAUUAUUUUCAUUAAAUAGAUUACACUUCUCCACAAUCUAAGUAUAAUCUCACAUGUACUAUAGGUACUGUACUAUACUACAUGAAGUCUAAGUCAGUAAGGUGUCACCACCAUGGCUGGUAAACGCAGAGUUGAGUACGUUGAGCCUGAGAGAGGAACACCACAAGUAUUCCUUGAUGGGUUCACCUAUUCUAAGAAUCGAACAAGAGGCGUUCUGUCCAUAUACAUGUGCUUUGUACCAUUACCGCGGUUAGUAUUGUGGUUUUUUUAGCAACUCGGCAAUGUU
Messenger RNA from Haliotis rufescens (red abalone), 5851 nucleotides. RefSeq lists its product as uncharacterized. Lineage: Eukaryota; Metazoa; Mollusca; Gastropoda; Lepetellida; Haliotidae. The coding region runs from base 84 to 4478 and encodes 1464 amino acids. Gene Ontology annotation, cellular component: membrane. Gene Ontology annotation, molecular function: protein binding; transmembrane signaling receptor activity. Gene Ontology annotation, biological process: inflammatory response; immune response; toll-like receptor signaling pathway. The record is from RefSeq and is a predicted model, not a curated record. The transcript is spliced from 4 exons.